This is a messenger RNA of Hemiscyllium ocellatum (epaulette shark), 572 nucleotides long. Its product is annotated as carbonic anhydrase 14-like. The transcript is spliced from 4 exons. NCBI's taxonomy places the organism in Eukaryota, Metazoa, Chordata, Chondrichthyes, Orectolobiformes, Hemiscylliidae. The coding region runs from base 1 to 360 and encodes 119 amino acids. Gene Ontology annotation, molecular function: carbonate dehydratase activity; zinc ion binding. The record is from RefSeq and is a predicted model, not a curated record.
AUGGUCUCAGCGUGUCCGAGUGCAAACCCCACGCCCAGCUUCGUCACAUCCACGUCCAAUCCUGCCCUAGAUCCAAUUGUUAAAACGCUCCCUCAUCUGAGACUUAAGGGGCAGAGACGGACUGUUGCCUUGAACCUGGAUAAGAUCAUUCCGUGGAAACUCUGUCCGUUCUAUCGGUAUGAGGGAUCCCUCACUACCCCGCCCUGUACGGAGAACGUCAUCUGGACCGUCAUCGAGCAGCCCACCUCAAUGAGUCUCUCACAGUACAAGGUGUUUGUGAAAACACUGAGCUGGGACUCUAACAUAUUCCGACCGGUGCAGCCCCUGAACCGGCGAAAGGUGACGUACUGCAAGGGGUGACCUUUCAGGCUGUGCUCUGACCCCCCUCUCACCAUGACCUGGGGGACGGAUGUAUCGGUACGACGUUGGAACCCUCGGAAAAGUUGACCAAGCCUCGCAAUCUGCGGACGACUGAGGGACAGAGAUUUCCGAAAUCCCAUGAUUUGGCGGGAAAUAACAUCAGUUUGUUUCCUGAACAGACCAAGUGACCAUUAAACAACACUUGCUGACCA